Molecule: messenger RNA, 2499 nt
Organism: Pieris rapae (cabbage white)
Lineage: Eukaryota; Metazoa; Arthropoda; Insecta; Lepidoptera; Pieridae
Product: actin-binding protein IPP
Exons: 10
Coding region: 336-2087 (583 amino acids)
Molecular function (GO): protein binding
Source: RefSeq, a predicted model, not a curated record
AUAGUGGGCAGUGGGUAAAAAAAAUAAUAACUAUUAUGUUUAUUUGGAUAUGUAAAUAGUUUAUAUUUAUGAGACAAGUGUUCUUAAAAAGAAUAUAACGAGUAUCGUCGUAAGAGAAUAGUGGUGUUUAUAUUAUAUGUUUACUUUAGAUUUAUCUUUUUUGAAACAAGGAAUGAUUUAAUCACUUGUACUGCAUGAAAAGGAUUAGGUAAAAACUAAGUUUCAAUAACAUGAAAUAAACCAAACAGACUGAAUCAAUAAUGAUGAAUUUUUAUACUACCUAAUAAGGAAAUUCCUAUGUGUAUGUUCUAAAGAUUACGGGUGAUUUAAUAAUAAUGAAUUCAAUCGCGAUCGAGACCAAUAAUCAAGAGGGAUCUAAAUUGUAUAAGUGCCGAGAAUAUCCUUACAAAGUGUCGGCAAACCUACAUUACUUUAGAAAAGAUGGAAGGUUCUGUGACAUAGAAUUAAUUUCUGGGAAGACAAAAGUCAAGGCCCAUAGAGUAGUUUUAGCUGCUAGCUGUGAAUAUUUUGAUGCUAUGUUCAAUGUUGGACUUGAAGAAACUCAAAAGGGUCGUGUAUUAUUACACAGUGUACCAUCUGUUAUUCUUCCUUUAAUAAUUGAUUUUAUAUACACAGGUGAAAUAACAAUUGAUAAAGCAACAGUACAAAACUUAUUGAUAGCUGCUGAUAUGCUACAGUUAAGAGAACUAGUUUAUGGCUGUGGUGAAUUUUUAAAAAGGGAACUUCAUCCAUCAAAUGCACUUGGUAUAUUUAGAUUUGCAGAAACACAUAACUGUAAAGAGUUAGCAGAAGAAGCCUUAACCCACGCGCAAGCACACUGGAAUUUGGUAGCAAAUGGUGACGAAUUAUUAGAAUUACCAUUGCAGCAACUUAUAACACUGUUAUCAUCUGAACAACUUAAAGUUGAUAAUGAAGCACAGGUUCUAUAUCCAGCUUUAAAGUGGUUAGAGCAUGACCCAGCAACUAGAAGACGUCAUUGUUUUGAAGUUCUAAGUCAUGUACGGUUACCAUUAAUUUCACCACAAGUGUUGGAUAGCGCUAUAAAAACUGUUCACGACCCGUCCAUAGCUGUUGCCUUAAAAACUGUUCGCGUGGAUAUGAAAUCAGGGCGCGGAGCCCUAGUAUCACUAUCAGCAGAACCCCGUGCCCGCGCUAGGCGUGUCCUUGUUAUAGUAGGCGGGUCAUGUCAUGACAGCGUACCUCAUCCAGCUGUUACAACAGACAAUAUUCUUUUUUCUGCUUUAAAAUUUGAUCUGCAUAAACGGGAAUGGGAGGAGCUUGCGCCAAUGGGUAUAGCUCGCAUACAGCCAGGUGUUGCCACAUUAGGUGGUCGAGUUUACGCUGUCGGCGGUGAACAGGGAAGUCAAAUUUUGGCUAAUGGAGAAGUUUAUGAUCCACAGCUCGAUAAAUGGUCAGAUAUCGCGCCAAUGAAAGAGGCGAGAUGCGAAUUUGGUCUGACGGCUUGGAAGAGCAAUUUGUACGCUUUUGGGGGAUGGGUGGGGUCUGACAUGGGGUCCUCUGUGGAGUUCUAUGAUCCGGUUUCUGAUGAAUGGACGCUGGUUGAAGACAUGCCAGAGCCAAGGUUUGGCAUGGGCGUUGUUACUUUUGAAGGUCUAAUAUACGUAGUAGGGGGGUGUACACAUACGUGGCGUCACACGCAAGACUUACUCUGCUAUCACCCGUUGUUACGCAAAUGGCAGGCACUAAAGUCCAUGCGACACGCAAGAAGUCAGGCAGCAGCUGUUGUAUUGGACAACUAUCUCUACGUUAUAGGAGGGAUUGGACCGAGACGCACUGUUCUUGCUUCGGUUGAGAGAUAUAGCUUCGAUGAUGAUCGAUGGGAAGAAGUAGGUAGCCUCAAAGAGGCUCGCGCGUGUUGCGUAGCGGGCGCAGCGGAGGGUGUUUUAGUGGUCGCAGGAGGGGACACAGAAACCGAACACCGUGCGUUCUACCAGGAACGAACCACGCUCUCAUCGGUGGAAAUAUAUGAUCCAGUGGAGAAUACCUGGCGAUCUGCCCCUCCGUUGCCCCAUUCUAGGACCGAAGCAGGCGCCGCGCUCCUCUGACAUAUCCUGAAGCCCGAGUACACUGUAUACUACCCGAUACCACACAAAUUUCACUCUUAUUCUUUUCUUUAUUUCUCGUAGUUAAUUUUAGUGAAUCUAGUAAAGAUACUCCAAAAUAAUGACUGGUUCUAUUUAGGGUAUUUUUUUUACUUUUUUAUUACUUCCAUAAUACAAUGCACUAUUUGUCGUUCUACUUUUAUACUUACUUUGAUGUUUGAUUAAACGUAAUAAGAAGAAUACUUCAUAAUCACACAAAUAUGAGCCAUGGGAUAAACAAGAAUGUUAAGACGAAACUGAUUAAAUUAUAAUAGUUUUUGUAUAGAUUUUGAAUCAUAGGAAAAGCAUUUAUAAAUACAUAUUUAAUUAAUAGAGUUUGUCUAACUAACAAAAAAAUUUAGUAGAUUAAUAUUUU